Molecule: messenger RNA, 5294 nt
Organism: Procambarus clarkii (red swamp crayfish)
Lineage: Eukaryota; Metazoa; Arthropoda; Malacostraca; Decapoda; Cambaridae
Source: RefSeq, a predicted model, not a curated record
GGAUGGAGUGGCGAGGGAGGGGAGGGAGGGAGCCAGGGUGUCUGCGUGUCAGCUGCCACAACAACAACACCACCACCUUCCUCCUUGGCCAACUCCUGCAGAUGAAGGCCCCAACACCUGCCUGAGACAGGUAGCCACCACUAUGAGCUGGUUUGAUACUGCCGGCUUCACUUCCUUGGCAAGAUCAGCUCUAAAGGAAGCUCAGCGGACUAUUGAUAAGGCUCUUGACAUAGAGGAAAGUGAUGAAAGCCCAGUUCCCUCUAAAACUCCGUAUUUUGCAACUAUACCAACUCCGAAAGGACUACCAGAGAAGCUGAAAGAUGAGUCUGAGAAUUUUUUUGCAUCAUUUGGAAUAGAAAAGGCAAAGUCACCGGUCACUCCUGCAAAUUCCCCAAUAGAUCCAUCUCCAGGAACGACUCCAAAACCAAAAGUUCCAGAUGAGGAAAAGUCCAGCAGUACGACUAUCAUGCCUGGCAGUUUAUGGGGCUCAUUUACUGGAUCUUUCUUUGAGAAUCCUCCUGCUGCCAGAAAGAAAGAAGUUUGUGAAGCAACAAGUGGAUCAGAAAAGAGCAUAGUGGCUACACAGCCUCCUCGCAAUAGCACAAGUUUACCAACCCUACAACUAACAACCAGUCCUGUAUCUACCCAGCCUCGCACAUCUAGUUUGGAAGAUCAUGAAAGCAGUAAAGAGGUUCAGUUGAAUGACAAAAGUAACGAGGGCCAGCAGGUUGCAGACGCGACUAGCAAUGAUGAUGGAGCUGUCAACGAGUGGGGUUGGGGCUGGGAGAGCAGCAUUAUGGUCAUGUCUGGAGACCAUCAACACCUAGAAGGAGAGUUUGGAACAAUACAUGGUGAACUAGAGGCUCGUGAAGACAGUUUAGCCGACGAUGCUAUUGACAUAGAAGGUUUUGCUAAAAGUCGACUUGUGGUGGGGAGCGUUGACAGUGACACCGGAGGGUUUGUACGACAGGAGAGCCAAGGUUCUCUUUCUGGACGCUCGGUUGAUCUGGAUGUUCCAUCUGCCAUAUCUGAAGAUGUGUUUUUGGGAGAGGAAGAGGACGAGACUGAUCAUAUGACUGAAAAAAUAAGUGAAAGUGUAGAAGAAGAAAGGUUCCAAAGCUGUAGUAGUGUGAGUAGUAAGAGUGACGGCUAUGAAAGAAGAACUAUGGUGUCGUGCACUAACUCUGAAAGUAAUACACCAGACAGUAUAGUGGUGCUUACCUCUGACAGCAGCUCACCUGAUGGAGAGGUGUCAGGCACUUUUUCUGAAGCAACCAGAACCAAAUUAACUGUAAAUUUUGUCUAUGGAAAAGUUACCAGUCCCAUUAGUUCUCCUGAAUCAAUUGAAGUCCUUGGUUCAUCCAGUCUAGUUACUUCACCCUCCUCCAUAGAGGUGCUAAGCGGUCCCUCGUCCAGUGACUCAACUCCUACACAUCAAGACUCGUGUAAUGAUACGCUCAUACUAGACCUAAGUCCUCCACAAAAUGUUGUGAGCACACAACCCACAUUACAGCUAUUGGUGAACACUAACAUGAAAUCAGACCUCCAUCCAUCUUUAGGUCAACAUGUUCCACCCCAAGAAAGUGUAGUAGGUGAUCCUUGUGUAGAAAAUUAUGAUUCAGAAACAAGAUCUUUAGAAUCGACUGUAAUAAAACAGCCAACACCUUGGGACAAAAGCUUGGCCUCCACUCACAAACCUACAACUGAGUUUACUUGUAGUAUAAGAGACGGUGAUUCCAGUUCACUGGCGAGUAGUGGCUUAGCGGAAGAUACUUCAGUCAGUGAAAGUUUGCACAGUACCUCAACCUCCAGCAUGCAAACUGUGUUGGAUGCCAGUAUAAUCACUCAGGAGCACUCUCUCGGUAGUCCGUCACCUUCAGUGGCACUUGAACUUAUCACACAGUCUUCAGCAUCAGAGAGCUCUGCAACAUCUGCUGAUAAUACCCAGUCAGAAGAGAAUGAUGCAUUAUUAGAGGACAGAAGAGUUGUUACUCACACUGGUGUUGUAUGUGCAGAUGGAGCUCCUGGAGAGGAAGUAGAGGGUGCCGCACCGGCCAUAUCAUUAGAUAUUUCCGUGGAAAGUGGAGGUAGUUCGGACACUAUCACAGCUUCAGUGGAUUCUACUCAGAUGGUUUGGAGUGUUACACGUGUGGGUGAGCAGGAGCAUCAAGGAAGCAAUGAGAAUGUUGAUGACACUAUGAGUAAUUCAGGAGGAGCAGUUGUGCGUUGUCUGCUGGAGGAGGCAAUAGGAGAUGAGGAAGCUGCUAGCGGAGCAUCUCCUCCACCAGAGAGAGAGCACUCCCCCUCAUCUUCAGAACGGUCUGAGGCUCUUAAGGUUGGUUCCGGUCAUACGUCUGGUCACAGCUCAGGAGAUGAAGUUGAGACCACUACAUCCUCAGACAUUGAAGUUAUAUCCAGUCCUAGCCUAGAUGGCAGCACUGUGGCACGCGGAUCUGGCACUGCUUCUCGCAUUUGGGUAACUGCUCAGCGUGGGUUGCGUUCUGUGCUCAACGACCGAUCAGAGUCGCCUGCCUCAGAUUCUUCCAGCAAUAACAAGAAGAUCAGUAAUGAGAAAGUGGAAACUGUUCCCUCAUCCAUGACCACAAGCUUCACCAGUAUCAGCGAAUCAGAAGGAGACAUGUAUAAUCCUCUGGGCCAAGGCAGCCUCACCCUCGAUCCUGUCCACAUCUCCCAAGUCCUCAUCCAGCCUCAUUUUGAAAAAGGUCAUCGCCGUAACCAGUCCAAUUUCUCGGAGACCAGCGAGAGCUCAUCUGACAAUCACUCGUCAGAAGUGGACAAGCUGCUUAAGAAAUUAUCUCAAAUAACAGAAGUACUGGAAUCACGAGAAACCAAGGUGAUGGAGCUGAGUCAAGUAAAUGCAGCCUUGCAGGACAUGAACCUACGUCUCAAGGCUAACAUUGAAGAGCUGGAGGGUGGGAGUGGCAUGGAAGCAACGGAGUCGUUAAGGGAAGAGUUCACACAGCGUCUUGUUACAAUGGAGAGAAAAUUCCAGCAAGCAUUACGAGAGAAAGAAGCCAUAAAAAAACAACUUGAGGAAGUGCGGGCUGAGGCAGCAACAAGGCUGAGCUCAGCAGAAGUGGAGAGGGACAGAGAAGAGCGAGACACUGUCAUACGGGAAUUGAGGAAUGAAGGAGAAAAACUUAGUAAGCAGCAACUAAAUUACUCCAAUAUUAUAAAAAAACUCCGAAGCAAAGAAAAGGAAAAUGAAACGACUUUGAAGACUCAAAAAGACAAGCUUGAGGAGCAAUCUCGUGAACUAGAACGUCUAAGAAAACAACUAUCUGCUAAGGAAGAAAUGGAACGUCGCCAGAUUGAUGCUGUCUGCCAACUUAACAUAACUAACCAACGUUUAGAACAGAUGGUUAAAGAUACGAAUGCAGAAAAUGCUGAAUUAGAAGGAAAAAUGAGCGCACUUAAGAAUGCCUUGGAUACUGCAUACAGGGAGAUGACGGAGCUACAGAGAACAGCAGCAACGAAGGAUGCAGAAGCUCAGGAACAAGCAUUGAGUGCAGAGGUGGGAGCACGCAAACAACUGGAGAUAACGUUAGCAGAAGCUCAAACACAAGCGCAUAGGGAGCAAGAGGCCCUUAUGGCACAGCUGCUUGAACUUCAAGAUGCACUUAGCAGAACUGAGACUCAAGCCAAUAGGAAAGAACGCCAGCUUCGCUCAGAUAUUAGUGAACUACAGCAGAGAGUGUCUGAAGCCGAAACACGGGCAGAGGAACUCUCUGGGGCAGUAAGUGCUGCCACGAGACCUCUUCUGCGUCAGAUGGAAAACUUGCAGAGCACUCAUACCUCCCAACAGGCUUCAUGGGAAGCUCUCGAGUCUACUCUCACUCGUCGCUUAAAUGAUGCACAAAUAGCCGUAGCAACAAGCAGCGAAAAAGAGAGAAGUGCACGAGAGCAGUAUUCUGAACUGGCGGCAAAUACAUCGAUGCUGCAGACGCAGAUGGCCAACUUACAAGCGGUAAACAGCAAGUUGUCAUCCCAGCUUGACAUAACAACAGCAAAGUUGGAAUCAUUGUCAACCUCUCGUGCUAAAGAAGCUACACAAAUUGAAGCUCUGAAAGCAUCCUUUGCCGAAGAGAUUGCAGAAGUCAAGAGAGAACGGGAUAGUUUAGAGCAACAGUUGGAGAUAGAGAAGACUGCGGUUGCUGCAGAGAAGAAGAAAACGCUUGCUCUUCAAGAUCAAUUAAAAGAUCGAGAGAGGAAACUUUUGCAACUAGCAAGCGAUGGGCCGGAGAGUCAUAACAGCACUCCACGAUCCUCGCCCACCCCAUCUUUGUCAAGAUUGUCGGUUUCGGGGUCACUGUCUGAAUCCUUCACUGGUUCACAAUGGGGGGAUGAAGUGUUUGAGUCGGGCUGGACCCGGGCAACAUCACUGUACGACUCCAUGCGUGGCAACACCACAGCUACUGUAGAAGCUCUAACAUCCCAGCUUCGGCAGAGAGAAGGAGAGAUUCAUCAUCUACAAAGUGAAGUUACAAGAUAUGAAGCCCAGAGAGAGACGUUGGCACAGGAAUUAGUAUCUGUGACCAAUCAGAUUGAAGCCUUUCAAGUUCAGCUAGAGAGUUAUCAAACACUCCAAGACCAGUAUGCAGAUAUGGAACAAAAGUACAAUGCUCUGCUCCAGAUGCAUGGAGAGAAAGUGGAGGAGGUUGAGGAGCUGCGGCUGGAUUUGGUAGACGUAAAGGAAAUGUACAAAGCUCAGAUUGACCAGCUCCUACAGAAAUGAUGUUAAAUAUUCAUCAAGACAUUAGAUGUAAAAACAUAAAAACUACUUAAGUGAAACAUUUAGUUUCUUGUACUUUUCUAAUUUAUCACAAAAUAUUUUUGUGAUACAGUAUACAUAUCCUGUUAGGUUGUGUACCUGCAAGUAGAUCACAUGGUGAGAUUAACUGAAGAGAAAACAGUGAAUAUUUUACUUUCCGUUGCAGACAUCAUGUAGCAUUUGCUAAUAUGCAGGUGGAACUUGUCACUUUCUAAUGUUCUAACAAUACACUUCUACGGAGUGGUGUGCCAUAGACGUUAUAGGGCGAGGGCUUCAUUCUGUUUUUCUUCUAUAGCCUGCCUAUUGAGAGAGAGUUGAUAUGUAUAUACUGUAAUGUAUGAUAAUUAGUUGUGCACAGUCUAAUUGUAUAUUUUAUUAAUAUGUAUAAAUAUUGGGAUAUUUAUUUGUUAAUGAGCUGCAUUCACCAAAUUUUAUAUAAAGUUUGUUUACUAAUUGUAUAUAAGCUGGCAAUCAUUCACAUCAACAUGUUGCUACAUAGACA